AUGCGCUCAGUUCAUGAAAGAUUAGCGGCAACGAUUGCGAAGAGAAAGAAUGACCGACAAAAUUUUGAAUUUUGGAGCGCAUUGCCUGAAGAAUUGAGGAAAAAGUGUAUUGGGACAAUGGAAUUACAGGCUAGAUGCCGCCUCCGCGCCACCUCGAAAACCAACAAAAAGCUGGUCGAAUCGUUAGAAUUAGAUGUUGAAACCCUAGUUCUGGAUGGAGAGAAAUCCGUAAUAAAGCUCAAAUAUAGAGAUGGAGACGGCGUCCUUCGCUGUAUUUUUUGUGUAAGCAAUUCUUCUGGCUUCGAAUCAGGCAUUUAUUUGAUUGGAUGGUUAAUGAAAAGUGCGACAAUCAAACACAUGCAGAUAAUGCGAUUUCGUUCGACAUCAAUUACCGAGGUCGAAAAACAAAUAAUCAAUAAAAUGGUUCCUCAUAAAUCAUCUCGAAUCUCUGCAUUACACAUCAGUGACUUCAAUGAUAUCAUUUUUUUCUUUCUGGAGAAGAUGUGGACGAAAAUGGAUCGCAUGAAAAUUUGGGUGCGUGGUGGUUCUGACUAUUCGUUCGAUCAACUCAUGAAAAUUCCAUCGUUCGACUACGUGAAACUCUUCGAAACAUCGAAUUUUCUUUCAAAUUACAAAAAUCCAUGCGCCGUGAAUGCAUAUUUUCCAAUCAUCCAAACUUGGGUCGAGAAUAACGCGCCAGUCGGCAAGAAAUUGAUGGCUUUAGAUGUUAGAAGAAAUGGGUUUAGUUCGUUCGUCAAACGAUUUAAAUCUCUACUUAUCUCACAAGGACACUCUGAAGUGGUCAAAGCCCCUGUCGCUCGCAUCGGAACCAAUAAUCCAUCGAAGCAUAUUCUGGGCAGCCUCAUUGAAGGAAAUGACAAGUACAAGCUCAUUUGUGUUAUAAUUCCAGCAUGUCUGUCACCAGAUCUCUAUCACAAAUACAUCAACUCACUCCACUAA
Molecule: messenger RNA, 960 nt
Organism: Caenorhabditis remanei
Lineage: Eukaryota; Metazoa; Nematoda; Chromadorea; Rhabditida; Rhabditidae
Exons: 4
Coding region: 1-960 (319 amino acids)
Molecular function (GO): protein binding
Source: RefSeq, a predicted model, not a curated record